Messenger RNA from Phyllotreta striolata, 1758 nucleotides. The record is from the annotation of a GenBank genome assembly. NCBI's taxonomy places the organism in Eukaryota, Metazoa, Arthropoda, Insecta, Coleoptera, Chrysomelidae.
AUGUGUUAUUUGAAAACAGUGCUUUUUGUGUUAAUAAUCCAAAGUAUAGGGAAUAUUUCUUCAGAAAUACCAGACGAACCUCCGAAUAUUGUUGUUAUAUUAGCGGAUGAUUUGGGAUGGAACGAUUUCGGCAUACACGGCUCUAAUCAGAUACCGACGCCUAAUAUAGACGCUCUCGGCUACAAUGGAGUGAUUUUGGAUAAGUUUUAUACGCAACAGACCUGCACGCCUUCCAGAGCGGCUCUGUUGACUGGAAAAUACCCCAUGAGACUAGGUCUGCAGGGUACCCCGAUAGACGCCGGAGAAAACCGCUCUCUGCCACUCGACACUCCCACCAUGGCCGAGCAGCUCAAGAAGCUGGGAUAUUCCACGCAUUUAGUGGGCAAAUGGCAUCUCGGAGCGGCUUGCAAGGAACACACGCCGACCAAACGCGGUUUCGACACUCAUUUCGGUUACUGGAACGGUUACGUCGGUUAUUUCAGCUACGAAAUCAACGUGUCUCAACCUAUAGACACUACAAAGAAUUUCAGCGGGUUCGAUCUCCACGACGCCUUGAGCCCCCAAUGGGCCUAUCAAGGCCAGUACGCCACGGAGUUGUUCACGAAGAAAUCGCUGGAAGUUAUCGAUAAACACGAUGUAUCUAAGCCGAUGUUCCUGAUGCUUAGCCAUUUGGCUGGCCACACCGGACACGACGGUACCGAAUUGGGCGUACCGAACAAAACCAGAACCGACGAGAAGUACAGUUACAUCAAAGACGGUGGCAGGAGAAAUCUGGCAGAUGUUGUGAACAUUUUGGACUGGUCAGUAGGAGAAGUGGUUAAGAAGCUAUCAGACAGAGGCAUGUUGGAGAAUUCCAUAGUUCUGUUCUUCUCCGAUAACGGCGCGCAAACGCACGGAUUGUUCCAGAACUUCGCGUCAUCCUGGCCUUUUCGAGGACUGAAGUUCACGCUGUUCGAAGGAGGCGUCAGAGGAACCGGGGUGAUGUACAGCCCGCUGUUUAAAAAGCAGAGCUACGUUAACAGGCAACUGAUUCACAUCACGGACUUGCUGCCUACGUUUUACCGGGCAGCUGGCGGUAACGUCGAAGAUUUGGGAAAUAUCGAUGGAAUAGACCAAUGGGACGCUAUAUCCAAAAAUGAACCUACUAACAGAUCCACGAUUCUCAUAAGCAUCGACGAUCUGAACGGGUACUCCGGAAUUCUGGGAUACGACGGUCGAUACAAGUUAUUAAACGGCUCGUUCAAAGACGGUAUUUACAGCGAUUACUUCAGCGAAAGUUACAGAGGUCCGGAGAAUCCCCCGUACGACAUUAGCUCGGUAAUGAAAAGCAACGUAAACGUAGCGAUUCAGAAACUGAGAGAAAACAAUCCUCUCGCACCGGCGACGAUUAAAGACCUGCGCAAGCAAGUCACGUUGAAUUCCUGCAGACCAGCGAAUAAUACGGAAGUAUUCACCUGCAACGAUAUGUGUUUGUUCGAUGUUUAUUCGGAUCCUUGUGAAACCACCAACAUCAUUAAUGACCCGAGUAAAGAGAGGAUUGUUCAGAAUUUGAAACGAAAAUUGAACAGAUACCUGAGCAAAAUAGUGCCGGCCGCUAACAAGAAAGUCGAUAUGCUAUCGGAUCCGAAGAACUUCAACAACACAUGGACACCGUGGUUGAUAUGCGAUGAGAAAAAGCAAAUCUACAAAUACGGAUGGGCGGAAUUUUACAGAAACCCUUUCAUAGCACUGUUCAAAUUUAUAUCACUUUACUUGUAA